Messenger RNA from Oppiella nova, 1767 nucleotides. Lineage: Eukaryota; Metazoa; Arthropoda; Arachnida; Sarcoptiformes; Oppiidae. The record is from the annotation of a GenBank genome assembly.
AUGUCUUCGGAUGGACUCAAUCGACGUAAAAGAGUUGUCAAUAGGAAUGGCGACACAAAUGAGGAGAACGUGUCGUCUCGAGUGGUGUCACAAGAAGUGUCGCCCGGAAGCACACAAAACCAGAGUAUUAUAAAGCGAGUGAUGAGUCUAAUGGCACUCUCGGUGGUUAUCCUUGCGAUGGUUUACUACUACACGACUAAAUAUUGGGAAUAUCGGCCCAAACACCAUCCCUGGGACCCACAACCAGGGGCUGCGGGUUGGCUUCAAAGGCACGAGGCUUUGGUGAACCAAACUCUUCAGCAUAAGACCGAAGAACAGAUGGUGUUUGUCGGCGAUUCAAUCACUGAGUUCUGGGGUCGCAAUGGAAAGGCUGUUUGGGCCAAAUACUAUACCCCUCGACACGCUUUCAAUUACGGCAUCGGUGGCGAUCAGACUCAACACGUGAUCUACAGAAUUCAAAACAAUGAAUUUAAUGGAGUCGACCCCAGAGUCACUAUUCUCAUGAUUGGCUUAAACAAUGCCGGCGCCAAUACGGUUGAGGACAUCGCGCAUGGAGUUAACGAAACGGUGAAGCAAUUGUUGGGCAAAAUGCCAAACACUAAGAUUAUUCUGUUGGGAAUAGUGCCCAGACCUGAGCCAUUGGGUGCUAAAGUGAAACAAGUCAAUGAAUUGAUCGCGAAAUUGAAUAACGAUAAAAACGUCUUCUUCCUGGACAUGUGGUCAGCCUAUGGGACGGAUGGCAAACAACACACAGAGCUCUACCUGAACGACAAACUACAUCUCAAUGAGAGGGGUUAUGAGGAUGGAUUCAAUCGACGUAAAAGAGUUGUCAAUAGGAAUGGCGACACAAAUGAGGAUAACGUGUCGUCUCGAGUGGUGUCUCAAGAAGUGUCGCCCGAAAGCACUCAAAACCAGAGUAUUAUGAAGAGAGUGAUGAGUCUAAUGGCACUCUCGAUGGCUAUUCUUGCGAUGGUUUACUACUACACGACUCAAUCAAAUGACACCAAAGAACUAGUGAUGGCUUCCGUCACUCAAUCCAUAAGGGGUUCACCGAUCGCACGACAAGUGAUGUGUUCUCAAGACUAUACCGAAGACAGAGUUCGGUUCCCGUCUUGCGGUCCUCAAAGAUGCGGACGUUUUGUGUCCGAUUCGGUGGUCACGGAAACGGAUGCCAAACACUUGUUGUCAGUGGCGAAGAGAGGCCUAUCAUUGGGCGGCUCUUCGGGUGGCGCCUCUAUCCUCGACUUACAUGCGGGCCUUCUGUCAAUGGAAACGAAUUACGUGAAUAUCUAUAAACUCAUUGAACGUCGACAACAAAAUGAAGAGGUGUUCACCGAAAAAGACGUAGAAGUCUACAGAAAGGUAACGAACAAAGUCCGCAAAACGAUUGCAAAUCAUUUUGGCGUCCCUUCUGGUCAGCUGUACUUAACUGAUCCGACGUUCUUCGCGAGAAAGACUCCAAAGAGAGCCCAAACCAAAGAGGAAAAGUAUUGGGUCCGACACGUCGACAAACGCAAUGUUAAGUGCUAUUCCUUCAGUUCAUUGUUGUAUUUGUCGACAUAUGGCGCGGACUUCACGGGCGGACGCUUUAUAUUCACGGACCAGAUAUCGAACCAAACUAUUGAGCCUAAGUUGGGACGUCUGGCGGCGUUCACAUCGGGCUCAGAGAACGAGCACUCCGUCGAGAGGGUCACCUCUGGGCACCGGUAUUCUCUGCUUAUGGCGUUCACCUGUAAUCCUAAGUGCGCUGCCAAUAACCCACAGAUG